CUUCAUACAUAUGGCACAGUUAUAAAGGUGCUUCAAGCCUCUCAGCUCCCAGUAAAAGCUGAACACAAAGCCUCAGCAGCACUGACAGUAAAGUACCUCCGCUGCUUUCCUGAUCCUUGUUGAAAUGGCUGCUGAGAACUUUACCUCGGGUCCCACUGAAGCCCCUCCGAAUGGCAGCAGCUGUGAUGUCUUUGUCUACCAGAGGGCUGCAGUGGUCCUCUUCCCUAUUUUCUACUCUGUCGUUUUUAUCAUCAGCGUGUGUGGGAACUGCCUGGUGCUCUGUGUCAUCUGCCAGAGGAAGCAGAAGUUCAACUCCACGUCAAUCUACUUGGUGAAUCUUGCGCUGUCUGAUGCUCUUUUCACGCUGGCGUUGCCAGGUAGAAUCACCUACUACAUCCGGCACUUUGACUGGCCCUUCGGUGACCUCCUCUGCAGACUCACCACACUUCUGUUCUUUGCAAAUACAUACGCAGGCAUUGGCUUCAUGACCUGCAUCAGCCUGGACCGAUACCUAGCUAUGGUGCAUCCUCACCGCCUGCAGUGCUUACGCAGCACAAAAGUUGUCCGCAGGGUCUGCUGCCUGGUCUGGUUUCUAGUAUCUCUGGAGGUCUCCCCGCUGUUAUUCCGCAGCAUGCUGCACGUGAGGGGCGAUAAGCGGACCUGCAUGGAGUACUUUAACUUCGAGGGCUCUCGCUACACCCCUUACCUCUUAAUCCUGGCAUGCUUUAUCUCCUUUUGCUGCCCACUCACGGUCAUAAUGGCGUGCUACGCUAGGAUCAAUCUGAAACUGCGGGAUGCGGCCAAGAAGAACUCUGUGACGGGCCGAACGAGCCGAAACCACAGGGCCAACACGAUCAUCCUCCUCAUCCUCCUCACGUUUGUCCUCUGCUUCAGCCCGUACCACCUCAACAUAAUGCAGUUCAUGUUCAGAAAGAUCAGCCAUCAGCCGACUUGUGAGGAACUCACAGCUUUUAAGAUGUCCUUGCAGAUUACGGUCUCGUUAAUGAACAUCAACUGCUGCCUGGAUCCUGUCAUCUACUUCUUUGCCAUAAAGACGUACAAGAAGCGAGUGAUGAGCCUGUUUAAGGACUAUCUGUAUACUUCCGCCGCCUCCUCCAAAGUGACAGCCGAGAAUAGCAGCAGCAACACCUGAGCCAAACCACAGAGAAAACCCUAGCUUAAGGGGUUAUAAAAAGACCUGUUUUCUCUCACCUGAUCAGGUCAUUUGUUCCUGCAAAUGACUCUUGAGUCUUUGGUGGCGGAUUUUAUGUUCAGGUUCAGCAUUAAUGGUUUCAGUUUAGCUGCAUUACAUAUUGCCUUUCCAAUAAUUCUAUGGAUUUUUGGUAUUUUUGUGGUCGAACAUGCGAUAAGUAUAUUGUCUAAACUCCCUUUGUGUAUAUAUAUUUGUAUAUUUGUUUCCUUUGUACAAAAGUUUAUUGCUACAAAUGAUAAACCACUAGUAGUAGUAAAAGUGGAAAGAUGUAGUACAACUAUUUGUUUUCUAUGUUUGAAGUUCGACGAAGUGCAGAAUGAAUUAACAGUCAUUUCAUGCAAUGAUUAUUAUAAUGAUAUGUUGGGGUUUUUUUAAUUAUAGCAAUAUUAUGAUUGCUUGGUGUCUUUACAAGAAAUAAUGCGGUACAGUAAGCUCUACUAAAAUCAAGGACAAUGUGCAUUGCAGCAGUUUACGCAUGAUGGCAAAAAUCUAACAAUAUGCAUGAAAUUUGCCAAAAUGAGAACAUGUUGCAUUUCUCUUUGCCACCCACACUCAUCUUCUGCGUAGGAGUACGUAGAUGAAAAUCACCACUUCCUCACCCACCUUUCCUGCUCCCCCACUCAGGGGCCUCAUUCCUGCUGCUUUCCACAUCUUGCGGUGAGGCUUUGGUGUGCGUGUGGGUCUAGCAAACAUGCGCAGGUGUACUCUUUGUUUCGAGCAAGUCCCAUGUUUAAACUUAACCUUUAGCACUUCCUGAGUUUUUGAAGAAGAAGCCCGAUAGGUUUGCAUAAAACUGUGUCAAGAAAUUGUGUAAUAUGCAAAAGAUUGAAGCAGUUAUUGUGCAAUUAUGUCACAAGGGAAGACG
This is a messenger RNA of Xiphophorus maculatus (southern platyfish), 2078 nucleotides long. RefSeq names its product G-protein coupled receptor 183-like. The record is from RefSeq and is a predicted model, not a curated record. Bases 125 to 1153 code for a protein of 342 amino acids. Lineage: Eukaryota; Metazoa; Chordata; Actinopteri; Cyprinodontiformes; Poeciliidae. Gene Ontology annotation, cellular component: membrane. Gene Ontology annotation, biological process: G protein-coupled receptor signaling pathway. The transcript has 4 exons. Gene Ontology annotation, molecular function: oxysterol binding; G protein-coupled receptor activity.